GGCAGAGUUGUCCUCCUGGCCGCCAUUAAAGAAUUCAAUCCAUGAACUGAAAUAAUGGAAAUCUGCAGGACCCAUGGAUCUGGCUGAGAAAAGUAGCCGAUGAGUAGUCUCGCUAUUUUUGGCAUUUCGUCUGUUUUAAGAGUAGUUUUAGUAUGACGGAGAUCUGUGAUGGUUUUAGUGAAAAGGAGGGCGGUGAAGCUAAUUGUUUUAUUUAGCUAGCAAGCUAACCGUUGGAGCUCUGGUAUGUUAGCUUUUGUGCUAGCAGGCUAGGAGAGAUCAGGGGGAGGGGAGAGUUCCUUUGCUUUGAAAUUGUUUCAGAUCAGCUAGCUUGUAUUAGCAUUAGCACACCGGGGACUAAGCUUUUGAGGUGAAGUUUUGUAGUUUUCGAGCCCGUGUUUUUUAUUGCGCAUACAACUUUUCUUUUGUUUGAUUGAAUGGUAGUCUGUCCAGAUCAUGUUAACAUAGAUUAUUUCAUGUUAAGGUUAGUGUAGUAGCAACCCUGCGGCUAACCAGAACAGACAAUACGUUUCAAAUAGGAUUGAUGAAUCGAAUAGCUGGACGCUUUACAGUUUAUCUGACUGCCUGUCUAACAUUAGCUUAGCCACCAGGCUAGUAGUGGUGGCUAGCACCGGGUAGAAGUUGUCUGGUUGACUAGCCGCUGCUAGCUGUAGCAAGUUGGUCAGCGCUUUAACGGGAUAAUUACAACUGAACAUCGAGAAGAAGAUCAGCUCUUGCCCCACGUUGGUGAUUGAGACAAUGGACUUAAACGCUACAACCACGCAGUGAAAGGAUGAGUUCGUGCUUUGUACCAAACGGGGCCAGUUUGGAGGAUUGCCACUCCAACCUCUUCUGCCUGGCUGAUUUGACUGGAAUCAAAUGGAGGCGUUUUGUGUGGCAAGGGCCCACAUCUUCGCCCAUCCUUUUCCCGGUGACCGAGGAGGACCCCAUCUUGUGUAGUUUCAGCCGAUGCUUGGCGGCAGAUGUGCUGAGUGUGUGGAGAAGGCACCACACCCCGGGUCGUAGGGAGCUCUGGCUUUUCUGGUGGGGCGACGACCCCAGUUUUGCAGAGCUCAUCCACAAUGAGCUUUCAAGCGAGGAGGAUGGCGAGUGGGAGAGCGGCCUGUCCUACGAGUGUCGGACGCUCCUCUUCAAGGCCAUCCACAACCUGCUGGAGCGCUGUCUCAUGAACCGUGGCUUCGUUCGCAUCGGCAAGUGGUUCGUCAAGCCAUACCAGAAGGAAGAGAAGACCAUAAAUAAAAGUGAGCACCUAUCUUGCGCGUUCACCUUCUUCGUACACGGCGACAGCAACGUGUGCACGAGCGUGGAGAUCGCGCAACAUCAGCCUCUCCAGCGCCUGAGUGAGGAGCAUCUCAGUCUCACCCAACAGAGCUCCAGCCCCUUGCAAGUUAUCUUGAGCCCGUACGGUCUGAAUGGGACCCUCACCGGUCAGGCUUUUAAGAUGUCAGACCACCCCACUCAGAAGCUCAUAGAAGAGUGGAGGCAGUUUUAUCCCAUCAGCCCCAAUCCUAAGGAGGUACAGGAGGACAAGAUGGAGGAUACGGACUGGGAGGACGACUCCCUGGCAGCUGUAGAGGUCCUUGUCGCGGGAGUAAGGAUGGUUUACCCUUCCUGCCUAGUGCUGCUCCCCCUGUCCGACCUCCCCGCCGUGGUCCCUCAGGGCGCCACUAACACCUCAGGAAGCCUGUGUGGCGCUCAGCAGGGUCAGGCUGCUCACAGAGACCCUGCCAUGUCCUCUGUCACUCUGACUCCUCCCACAUCACCAGAGGAGGCUCAGACUGAUUAUCAACCUGCUCAGAGGUGGCUCAAGUUGUCCUCUGCAUCCGAUGGCUGUAGUGCUAACAACACUCUUCAUGGAGGCAAGAUCCCACGCAGGCUAGCCGGGCAGAUGGUGGAGUCUGUGUGGCAGGAGUAUAACAUCAACCGUACAGGGCAUAAGAGGAAAUUUACUACAUUGACCAACGGCACUUGUGAGGAAGAGCCAGAUAAAACUGGGCUUUGGGAUUUUGUGGAGCCGACUAACCGGUCUCACUGUAACUGCGUAAGACAUAAGAACCAGAAGCAGCGAUCCAGCAGUACCUCAGGACACACGCCUUCAUCAGGCCAGCCCGCUCAGCCGACCCCCAAACACAAGCUGGGCGAGAAGCUGGAGAAGUUGGAGAAGCAGCAGAAGAGGCCGCAGACGCCUUUUCACCACCGCAACUCUGUCAGCGAGGAGCAGUCCCUGGAGCCGCAGACCCAGAGGCUUUGUCUGAGAACGCAGGAGGAGGGUUCGUAUCCCAGCCUGCACCACGUUGACACGGUGCCUACCAAAGCGCCCACGCUACAUACGCACGGCCCUCCUGCCGACCUCGUAGGAUCCCCGCCCCCGCCUCCUCUCAGCCCGCACCCCUGCGAUCACGCAGAGGGCGAAAUGACUCCAGGUGGCAUAAAGAGCUCGUCCACGCCCAUUCACCAACCAUUCUACCCACCGUCUGUGGAGCCCUGUCUGCUGCCACAGAAGGGCUCGUCGGAGGAGCCUCCGCUGGAGAACAUACCACUGCCUCUGCCUUUCCCUCCCAACUACAACGAGACAUUAGAACCCACUGUCUUCGUCGGCUCAGCCAUCAACCCAAACGAAGACUGCACCCACAACCCUUGGAAGUAUUUCAACCUGCCCAGGAAGAAGGCUACCAGCUUGCAGACACCACAGCUACCUUUGGAUAAGAUCCUAGAUGACUCUGGGGGAGGCGGAGGAACAGAGAGUGUCGUGUCUGUCACUGAGUUGAUGUCAGGCUCCACACACACCCUGAAGGUGUCCCAGGAGCUGAUCAAGACAUACACCCAGCGGAGAAACAGCCACCUUGUAUCCGCCGGCGAUGGAGAACACGGCGAGGAGCCUGACCCGUACGCCUUUGUUGAGGGGGACGAUGAGUUCAGCUUCACGGAUAAAAAAGACAAACCUGGAGCAGAGAGGGAUGGCAACAAGAAAAACAAGGGGGAUGACGGAUCUGGAUCUUCAGGAGAAGAUGGUCAGGGUCCAUCAGGUAAUAAACCUACCGCCUCGACCAGCCUCAUACAUGAGAAUGACUUGGCCGUGUCCUACAGUGACCUCGAUAAGAUCUUCAAUUCGGAUGAAGACGAGCUAGCGCCGGGAUCCAAAAGAGCCGGAGCUGGCACAGACGACAAAUUUGGCUGCAAAGAUGUGAAAGCUGCCACGUCGGACCCGCUGUCUUGCAUAAGCUCGGUAGACCUGCACCAGAUGUUUCCCACCCCACCUUCCCUGGAGCAGCAGGGUUACUCCCCCAUGAACUCCGGGAGCAAGGACAGCCUGGAAGCGGGGGCGGGUCUCACCCUGUUGGACGGUAGCCAGCUCAACAACCACUUCAAGAUGGAGGUGGAGGAGGGAUUCUGCAGCCCCAAGCCAUCUGAAGUGAAGGACUUCUCCUUCGUGUACAAGCCAGAGACAAGUCAGGUUUUCAUCGGCUGUUCCAUGUACGCCCCACUGAAGAUGCUGCCCAGCCAGUGUCUGCUGCCUAUCAAACUGCCUGAGGACUGUGUGUACACGCCCAGCUGGACCAUGGGUAAAAUGGAACUCAUACCCCCAGUGACGAACGUGAAUCUGCUCACCAAAGACAGUAACGUCCCCAGUGUGGAGCCAGACUACAGCCAGACCUACACCCCUCAGACCCACACCCCCUUCAUGUCCAGCAGUGCCCCUCCCAGCAACAGUGGCACAGGCAUCCUGCCCUCCCCAGCCACGCCUCGUUUCUCCGUUCCCACACCCCGCACCCCACGCACUCCACGGACGCCCCGCGGCCCCUCCAGUGUCCAGGGCUCGCUCAAAUACGACAACUCCGACCUUUACUCCCCUGCCUCCACCCCCUCCACCUGUCGACCGCUGAGCUCUGUUGAGCCGGCCACCGUCCCCUCCAUCCCCGAGGCCCACAGCCUCUACGUCACCCUCAUCCUCUCUGAGUCCGUCAUGAACCUCUUCAAGGACUGCAACUUUGACAGCUGCUGUGUGUGCGUAUGCAACAUGAACAUCAGAGGAGCAGACGUGGGCGUGUACCUCAAGGAUAACGGCGAGGCACAGUACCCCUGCACCUGCGGCUUCAGUGCAGUCACCAACCGGCGCUUCGGCCAAUCGGCCGGGCUGUUCCUGGAGGACGAGCUGGACGUGGUGGGACGGGGCUCGGACUCCAGCCGGGACACGGAGCGGUGUUUCGAGGAGCUGCGGGCUUCACACAAAGCGGGCUGCUUGGUGGAGAAACCUCCGGAUGAGCUGAUCUUGUUGCUGCAGGACCAGUGCACCAACCCUUUUGCUCCGAUGGCAGGCGUGGAGUACCCCAAGCUGAGCUCAGCGCCCAGCUCUUUUCUGAGGGUGGAGGAGAGAGACUGUUACAAUGACUGCUACAUGGCACUGGAGCACGGCAGGCAGUUCAUGGACAAUAUGUCAGGAGGCAAAGUGGAUGAAACACUAGUGAAAAGCACCUGUCUUCAUCAGUGGCCCAAAUGUAAAUCAGCAGACAUGAACAAGCUGUUCUCUCAGGACGUCCUGCGGGUGUUGUUGUCUCUCCAGCCUGUGCUGCAGGACACCAUUCAGAAGAAGAGGAGUGUACGCUCGUGGGGCGUUCAGGGACCGCUCACCUGGCAGCAGUUCCACAAGAUGGCUGGGAGGGGAUCAUAUGGUACCGAUGAGUCCCCUGAGCCUCUGCCCAUCCCCACGUUUUUAGUGGGUUAUGAGUACGACUUUGUGGUGCUGUCUCCUUUCGGGUUGCCCUACUGGGAAAAGCUUCUCCUGGAUCCUUUCGGCUCGCAGAGAGAUGUCGGUUAUGUCGUGAUCUGCCCAGAAAAUGAAGCUCUGCUCAGCCGGGCGAAGACCUUCUUCAAAGAUCUGAGUGCUAUAUAUGAGGCAUGCCAGCUUGGACAACACAGACCCAUCUGUAAGAGUCACCCAGAGGGCGUAUUGAAGGUUGGCACCACAGACGGGAGGAGCAUGACAGAGCAGCCCCUUAGCGACUGGUUCCUAAAGAUGGCUGCCAGAGACGCGAACAAUGAAGCCUUUAACAAGCUCAAACUCUUUGCACAAGUGUGCCGCUAUGAUCUAGCUCCGUACCUGUCCGAGCAGUCUUUGGAUAGCUCUCUGUUGUCCCAGCGCAGCCCCUUUGUGGCCUCCGCCGCCUCCUACCAGACCUCCAGCUCUUCCAGCAACUCCUCAGGACCCCAGAGCACUAACACUACCAGCUCCAGCACCAGCUCUGCCCAAGUCAACAGCACCCCUCCUCCCCCGUCCUCCACCUCUUCCUCCACCUCAGGCCAACAGUCUAUUGGUGGAUUGGCCAAGCCGAGCUCCUACUCGCCUUUCGGGACUGCAGGUUUGCAGGGGAACACGCCUCAGAACGGACCACAGCUAAACCCGCAGAAUGCAGCAGAGAAUGGACCGUCUGCUAACCAGCCUCAGGCGCCAACGGAGGCACCAGAGAGCACAAUGGAGAGGGACAAAGUGGGGAAGCCUACAGACGGAGAGUCUCACGCUGUGUCAUACCCGCCCGCCAUCGUGGUUUACAUCGUCGACCCCUUCAGCUACGAAGACGCAGACCGAGAAGUCCACUCCAGCGCCUACACCCUGGGUCUCCUGCGCUGCUACAUGGAGAUGCUGCAGUUCCUGCCUGCUCGUAUUCGAAAUGCUGUCUCAGUGCAGAUCGUCCCCUGUCAGUACCUCCUGCAGCCGGUCCACAGCGGGGAGCGUCACCUCUAUGGCCAGCACCUCAAGUCGCUGGCCUUCUCUGUGUUCACUCAGUGUCGUCGACCUCUGCCCAACUCCACCAACUUCAAGGCUCUGACGGGCUUUGGUCCUGGUCUCGCCAUUGACAUGGCACUGAAGAACCCAGAGAGACCUGAGUGUCUGCGACUGUACACGCCGCCCUUCAUCCUGGCUCCUGUGAAAGACAAACAGACGGAGCUGGGGGAGACGUUUGGCGAGGCAUCUCAGAAAUACAACGUUCUGUUUGUGGGCUACUGUCUGUCACAUGACCAGCGCUGGCUGCUGGCGUCCUGCACUGACCAGCACGGAGAGCUGCUAGAGACCUGCAUCAUUAGCAUCGAUGUUCCAAACAGGGCUCGCAGGAAAAAGGGCUCAGCGAGGCGGGUGGGUUUGCAGAAACUGUGGGAGUGGUGUCUCGGCCUGGUGCAGGUGACAUCACUGCCAUGGAGGGUGGUCAUCGGGCGGCUUGGUAGAAUGGGCCAUGGCGAGCUGAGAGACUGGAGUAUUCUGCUGAGCAGGAGGAACUUGCAGUCCCUCAGUAAACGUCUGAAGGAGACGUGUAGGUUGUGUGGCAUCUCAGCCGCCGACACUCCCAGCAUCCUCAGCGCCUGUCUGGUUGCCAUGGAGCCUCAGGGUUCCUUUGUCAUCAUGCCAGACUCAGUGUCGACAGGCUCUGUGUUCGGUCGCAGCACCACGCUCAACAUGCAGACGUCGCAGCUGAGCACACCUCAGGACACAUCCUGCACGCACAUCCUCGUGUUCCCCACCUCAGCCAUGGUGCAGGUCAACACCAACACUACAGAGCCAAUUGACAUCAACUUCAACCCCAUAAAUGACGGGUCUGAUGGAAUGGGUAUCUUUGACCUGUUUGACAACGACAUGGUGGAUCCAGACCUCAUCAACAUCCUGCCAAACUCACCUACGACCUCUCCGGUUCACUCUCCUGGUUCUCACUAUCACCAGGGGGGAGACGGAAGCAAGGGUCAGGGUGCAGACCGCAUGGAGUCCCAUGAGGAGGCUCUCAACAUCCUACAGCAGCCGAUGGCUUUGGGCUAUUUUGUCUCCACGGCCAAGGCUGGACCACUGCCCGACUGGUUCUGGUCAGCCUGUCCUCAGGCUCAGAACCAGUGCCCACUAUUCCUCAAGGCCUCUCUGCACCUCCACGUGUCUUCUGUCCAAUCAGACGAGCUCCUGCACAGUAAACACUCCCACCCGCUGGACUCUAACCACACCUCUGAUGUGCUCAGAUUCGUUCUGGAGCAGUACAACGCCCUCUCCUGGCUGACGUGCGACCCUGCAACCCAGGACCGUCGCUCCUGUCUGCCUGUUCACUUCGUGGUGCUCACACAGAUGUACAACUUUAUCAUGAACAUGCUCUGAACUCUCACCGGAUCAACUAGAGGAGGUUUAAACGGAUGAAACGUGGGAUUCAAACGGAGAAUCCCUGACACUCAAAAGGACCUCACACUCCAUCAGGGCAAUUGUGGAGGAAGCAUCCCUUCCCCCUCCUCCUCCUCCUCCUCCUCCUCCUCCCUGGUGUAUCUCACACAACACUGACUGACUGACUGGAAGUCUCCAAUCAACCAAUCAAUCAAACAGAUGCCAAGAAUCCACUUUGGAAGAUCAAGGGACGUUUCAUAAAGGAGAAUAAAAUGUCUUUUUAAUGACUGUAGAUUGCAAUCUUUAAAAAUUUUAUCUUAAUGAAAUGCCUGCAUAUAUUAUUUAUUGUAAGUUUUUAAAUGUGGAAUUUUUAAUGCAUAAUAUCUUUUAUAUAUUAAAUCCUAGAGGGUGUGUACAUCUCACUGUAAAGGAAUUGGUUUAAAGUGUAAUUUCUCGAUUACAACACGGAACAAACCUGUUCGAGUGAAUUUGCUGUAGAUUGCUUUUAGAAUAUUAUUUUUUCAAAGGGUACAGACCUUUCUAUUGCCACGCUGUAAAAAUGAAGUAAAAGCUGGCCUGGGCAUUUGCGUCCCACCUGACGAGUG
Messenger RNA from Notolabrus celidotus (New Zealand spotty), 7749 nucleotides. RefSeq names its product mediator complex subunit 13b (gene med13b). Gene Ontology annotation, molecular function: transcription coregulator activity. Gene Ontology annotation, cellular component: mediator complex. The record is from RefSeq and is a predicted model, not a curated record. Gene Ontology annotation, biological process: regulation of transcription by RNA polymerase II. Lineage: Eukaryota; Metazoa; Chordata; Actinopteri; Labriformes; Labridae. Bases 791 to 7144 code for a protein of 2117 amino acids. The transcript is spliced from 30 exons.